Messenger RNA from Camellia sinensis, 2323 nucleotides. RefSeq lists its product as uncharacterized. Lineage: Eukaryota; Viridiplantae; Streptophyta; Magnoliopsida; Ericales; Theaceae. Gene Ontology annotation, molecular function: protein dimerization activity. The record is from RefSeq and is a predicted model, not a curated record.
AUCUAUCACUUCACUCCAUACACUGCGUCUAGCUCUCAGUUCUGAAACUCCAUUGCUCUUAGCUUCUUCUGCGUUCGAAGCAAACCUCGAGUGAAUGAACGGCGAAGCAUCGAUUAGCGAACGGCUGUGAUUUCUUCGGCAUCGAAUCCGCGACAAUCUUCUUCGUCCACCAUGGAUCCUAGAAAGUGUAUCUCUAUAUAUGAAAAAAGGAAAAAGAAGCAAAGAAUAAAAGAAUUAAUUCAAUCUGAGGGAGCUCUUGCAGAGAGUUCAGAUUCUGUUGAUAGUGAAGAAUUUGAAGGUUUUGUGAGUGAGGAACCUAAUCAUGAAACUAGGAAUGAGCACAUUAUUACUUUACAUGGGCAAAUGGAUUGAAUUGGAAAGUAAAUUUAAAAAGAAUGAAACAAUUGAUGAAAGUGUGCAACGACAAAUCAGUAGAGAGGAAGAACACUGGAAACAAGUAUUCCUAAGGAUUCUUGCUGUUGUGAAAACUGUUGCUAAGAAUAAUUUGGCAUUUUGUGGAGACGAUGAGGAGAUUUGUGGGGAGAGAAGUCGACAUUUUUUAAGUUUUAUUGAAAUGAUUGCUAAAUUGGAUCCAGUAAUGCAACACUACAUUCAGCGUAUUGAAAGGAAUGAAGCUCAUUACCAUUAUCUUCGUCACACAAUCCAAAAUGAGUUGAUACAAAUGUUAGCGAUUGAAAUCAAAAGUAGAAUCGUUCAAACAAUCAAAGAAGCAAAGUAUUUUUCAGUUAUGCUUGAUUGUACACCAGAUAUGAGUGAUGAAGAACAAAUAUCUCUUGUAAUACGAUGUGUGGAUGUUUCAUCAAGUCCAAUAAAGGUAGAAGAGUUCUUCAUUGAAUUUUUAAAGGUGUAUGAUGCGUCGGGGUUGGGACUUUUUAAUGUACUUAAAGAGGUAUUGUGCAAACUCCAACUUGAUAUUGGUGAUAUAAGAGGACAAGGAUAUGAUAAUGGCUUUGAUAUGAAAGAAAAAUACAAGGGUGUACAUAAAAGACUACUUGAAAUAAAUCCUAGAGCAUUCCACACGCCAUGUGGUUGUCGUAGUCUUAACCUUGCACUUUGUGAUAUGGCCCUCACUUGUUCUAAAGCCUGUUCUUUUUUUGGAAUGGUACAACGUAUAUAUUCUUUGUUUUCAUCUUGUACAAAAUGGUGGAAAGUUUUGAAAGAUAAUGUGGAAGGCUUCACACUUGAGCCAUUGGCACAAACUCGUUGGGAAAGUUCCAUUGAAAGUGUUAAAGCCAUAAGAUACCAAGCCCCACAAAUAAGAGAUGCUUUAAUUGAUUUGGCAAAUAUUAGUGAGGAUCCCAAAACAAAGUGUGAAGCAGAGUGCCUAGCAACACAUGAAAUUGAAAAUUUUGAAUUCUUAGUUGGCAUGGUUAUUUGGCACAAUCUAUUGUUUGCUAUCAACUUAGUUAGCAAGACAUUUGAAAAUGAAGAUAUGCAUAUUGAUGUUGCUAUAAAUCAGUUAAAAGGACUCAUUACAUUUCUUGAAAGGUAUAGAGAAAUUGGAUUUUUGGAGGCAGUGAUUGAAGCUAAAGAAGUUGCAACUGCAAUGGAUAUUGAACCUGUGUUUCAUGAACAACUUGUCAUUCGGAGGAAGAAACGGUUUGAUGAGAAUGUAAGUGAAGAAGUUACACAGUCAGCUGAAGAAUCCUUUAGAAUUAAUUACUUCACAUAUAUAGUAGAUCGAGCUAUUUCUUCACUUAAGAGUAUGAUUGAACAAUUUCAAACAUAUGAGGAAACUUUUGGAUUUUUGUUUGAUUUGAUUAAGUUGAAUUCUACUAGUGAUGAGUGUUUGAAGACUUAUUGUGCUAAUCUUGAAGAUUUUCUGACACACGAAAAAUUUCCUGAUAUUGAUGGGAGAGAUUUGUUUACAGAAUUAAAAGUUCUGACAGAAAUUUUACCAAAAGAAAUCAUCAAGCCAAUUGAAGUUGCCAAUUAUUUGAAAGUAAUGGAUGGUUGCUUCCCAAAUGCAUGGAUUGUUUAUAGAAUAUUGUUGGCUAUACCAGUUACAAUUGCCUCUAGAGAAAGAAGUUUUUCAAAGUUGAAGUUGAUCAGAUCUUACAUUCCGUCAACCAUGUCACAAGAAACCAUGUCACAAGAACGAUUGAAUGAAUUGGCUAUGUUAUCUAUUGAAAAUGAUAUGGUUGAUAAGCUUGAUUGUGCAAGAUUAAUUAGUAGUUUUGCAUCUAAAAAUGCAAGAAGAGUAAUAUUUAGUUGAUAGUUGGUUUGUUUGAUGUUUUGUUUUGUAAACUGGAUUUUGCUAGACUAUAAAUCAACAAUAUCAUAUUUUAGUCUUUUUUAGUUC